GACAGGGAGGAGGAUGUCAAAACCUUAUCUCCGCGGAUGACCUUGACUUCAUGAGAUAAAGAAGAUUCACAGAGGGAAAGGCUUAGGGCGACAGGUUUUAUUCAUGAAAAGGGCAAUCGCGAAGGGAUAUCAGCUGGGUGGAACUGGACCCUAAAACUGAAAUCUGGAGCCAAAUGAGAAGCUAAGAGGUAACAAUGGCUGAAGUGUUUGGGGGCUCCUCAUCAUGGGCUCUCCCUGCCGAGAUACUGGAGAUGGUGCUGGCACAGCUGCCCCUGCCAGCUCUGCUUACAGUACACUCUACAGUGUGCCACUACUGGUCAGGGAUUAUUAUGAAUCCAGCAUUCAUCCCUUGGAAAAAGAUAUACCACCGGCUGAAACAGGCCCCAGCGAGCCUCUCAUCGGCUUUUCUGCUCUCCCCAUCAAGGGCUGAGGAGUUGGUUCAGACUCAAGACAUUGUGAAAGAGCUCUGUGUUCAGCACCACAUCACAUCGUUAGAAGACUGUCUUAUUAGCAUCAUUAGGUUGAUGGGAAACUCUCAUGGAAUUCCGUUCGAGUCAAAAGCAACCAUCGACGUCCUCAAGAGACAUCCCCUGUAUAAAUUAGCUGUCGCCGCUUUGGACUUCCACGGGCAAGACCUUAUCCCUGAGCGCCGCAACGUGUGGCACAUCGUCUCCAUGAUUGUAGUUCUUGCAAAGGAUAUGUGGCAAGUUGAUGCACUCCUGCAGCUUUUGCUUUCUCGAGGUUCGGUCUUCACUCCUAGAGAUAUUACCGAAGCCUUUUAUUGCAUGUCCACAUUCUUCCUCCACUGCACUAGGGAAUACGAGCUCCCCACAAGGUACCAUUACAUAGUCAACUAUGCCUUGUAUCUGUAUGAGAAUCGGUGGACUCUGACUCCUGCGGACGACCCUGGGAGGCUAAAACAGAGUCAUUGUGGCCAGCAAUCCUUGCAAAAGUUCAUGAGUUACAAGCCAAAAGUACAACAUACUCAUGAACAGAUGAGAAUUAUAAACCAUGAUAUUAAGCCAGAUCAUAUUGUGAAAAUCGUAGCCUUUGCUGGGACUGGCAAAACCACCACCUUACUCCAGAUGUGCCAACAACGUCCACACCAGAAGUUCUUGCUUGUGGUCUACAAUAAAUCGGUAGAGGAACACUGCUCCAAGAGUUUUCCUACUAAUGUGAAAGUUAGGACAGCUCAUGCCAUGGCUUUCGCAAAUGUUGGCAGAAGGUUUUUAAGUAUCCGUAGACUAGAUGGGAACCUGAGCAGUAGCAAAAUUUCCGAGUUUUUGGAACAAAAGGAAGGUGCUGGCAAUAGGUUCAGACGUGCUGCCCUUGUUAAAAACACCAUUGAAAUCUUUCUGAAUUCUCAUGAUGACAUUCUCACUCUGCAACAUGUGCCUGUGAAGGACAAAGACCAGAAUGAUAUCGAAGAUGACUAUAGACUGAAGAUACUUUUGUCUGAUGCAGAAGCAGUAUGGAAAGAAAUGAAGCAGUGUUCCCCAACACAGAAGAUAGCCAUGUCACAAGAUGGUCAGCUGAAGUGUUGGCAGUUGAGCAAACCGAGACUUCAAGGGUAUGAUGUUAUCAUGAUUGACGAGGGCCAGGACAUGAACACAGCCAUGUUUGAUAUUUUUCUCAGACAGAAAUGUGCCAAAGUAAUUGUUGGUGAUCCUCAUCAACAGAUUUACUCCUUCAGAGGGGCAGUUAAUGCUCUUCAGAUGGUUCCAGCCACACACACAUAUUACCUCACACAGUCCUUUAGAUUUGGGCCUGAAAUAUCAUAUGUAGCAAAUUGUUCAUUAGAGGUUCUCAAGAAUGUGCAAAAGCAGACACUUGUUGGUGGCAGAAAGCAAGACUUUGUGUAUGUCAGCAGCAAGAGUGAGCCAGUUACUUCAUCUGGUAAAAAACUUAGUACAGCCUACUUGGCAAGGAUGAAUCUUACCAUAUACAAACUUUCCAUUUCUAUGUGUCUUGAUGACAAGUAUUCUCAUAUGUCCAUGAGCUUUGCUGGAGGAUUAGCCAAGUAUGGGUUUGAUACAGUCUUAGAUAUAUACAAACUUUGGCAAAUUCAACAAGGAUUUGGAACAGCAGAAUCGUUGGGCAUCAAAAACAAGCUUAUUGCAAAAUUCAAAUCUGUUUUUAGUCUUAGAAAAUUUGCUGACAACAUCGAUGACCAUGAUUUGUCCAACAAGAUCAGAAUGUUUGAUUACAGCGGAACCAAAACUCCCUAUCACCUCCAGCUGUUGAACAGAAGAUGUAAUGGAGAACCAUCGAGGUCUGAUAUUGUUUUUAGCACAAUUCACAAAUCUAAAGGACUGGAGUUCGACUGGGUCAUUAUGUUAGAUGAUCUCGUUCCUGUGAACUUGCCAUAUCAAAAUAUGAAAUAUGAAGGAGAUGAACACAACUUAAUGUAUGUGGCAGUCACACGAGCAAAAUUGUGGCUAACUAUUAACUCUGCAGUCUUGUACACCUUAACUGCAGCUAGAGAAAAAUUUGAAGUAAUAACAGGAAGGCAGGAGGUUGAUCCAAAUCACAAAUGCACCCAGUGUGGGGAGAAGGACAUUGCCAACUCAAAAACCCCUCUAGUAACAAAGGUUAUAACUGUCCCAAUAGGUAACCAGGGAGAAAGAUUUAGAGGUGGCUAUCUCUGUGAAAACUGCACCACCUUCAAUAAAUAUGUCCCACCGAUGACAAUUGGGCAUGAAUAUGGCAUUAUUAAACUAUUGAAGGACAGCUCCAGAUUAUGUAGACGAACUCUGCUGACAGGGAAAAAGGAAUUCAAUGACACGCCAGAAAAUAGACACAUGCAUUUGGGAUGGCAACAGUAUCACAGUCAUUCUGAAGCAGAUUCAAACACUGACGAAGAAUUCCCAGAUGACAUUGACUUCGAGGACCCAGCUCUCCUUGUUUUAGAGGAGGAGGCAGUACAGAUAGAGCAAGAGGACAACAAUGAGGUGGUUCCAAGAAGAGCUAUAGAGCCUGAAGUUAUUCAGAUUGAUGAUAGAGAGCCUGAAGUUAUUCAGAUUGAUUAAUUUUGCUUUUGUGAAAGGAAAAUUUGUUCUGUGAUUUAUUGAAAGGAACCAAUGAAUAGUGGUGAUAGCAGAUGUAUUUUUAUAUGAAUUUUGUAUUUUUAGAAAUAGUGUUAAAUGCAAUAUUGAUUCCAGAUAGAGAUUUGCGCUAGUUUUUUAGAUGCUAAGAGCCUUGUCUACCAGAUGAAGAAAUUGGCAAGGAUCCAGUUACAGGAGGAAAAACAGUAUUUCAAAACAUAUUUAAAAGUAGUGAAAGAUUUUUUUUUAUUUUCUGCCAAAAAAAAUCUAUAUGUACAGCUCUAGCAAGCUGGUCUACUGCUCUUUAUGCCUGGUAAUUGUGGCAGGUAUGGACCUGCACUAGCUGUCAGUCUGGCACUAGAACCUUUAAAUAUGUUGCUCACUCCCAGAAAAAGAGUUAGAGAUUUUAAAAUGUGCCAUGACACUUUCCCAAAUUAUCUCUAAUUGAAAAGAUAAAAUUUCAUUAUCAGUUCACAGUAAUUGCAGCCUCCACCAAUUUAACCCAAUCACCACAUAUUAUAUAAUAUCCCUGUAGUUUCUUGUGAACUUUGUAACAUACAGAUGGCUCCACAUGUUCUCAGCCAGCAAAAAGUCUACUGACCGAUCCUGAUUUCCUCAUUCCUUGAACUGCUGGGAAAAUGUGUCUUUCUCAUACUGAUGAUACCAAUACUGUUAUUUUUCUUAUUGAUUUUAUGAUUCUUAAAUUGUUAUUAAAAUCUUGGUAAUAUUAAAGACAAUGAAUAGUACAAAAGACACAGGUGAGAUAUAGGACUGAUAACUGACUCCUUGGUGACUAAGCACUUGUAGAGCCAUCUAUGUGUAAAGACAAUAAAUGAACUUAUAUUACAGUCGGCAUGGCACAUAAUGACAGAGAUCACUACAUUUGGUUCAUCCCAGUGACAAGCAACACCUGAUCCAGUUCCAUACCUAUCAGUGUUACCAAAAGCGGAGAUUUACAACUAAUGGAUCAGUGGUGGUUUUAUCUGAUAUGUUUAGGAAUGUACACCUUAUCCCUGAGCUGGUGGGUUUAAUAAUCUCUGUUGAAUUGGGUAUAGAAGGAGGAUUAGGUGGGAAAAAGUAGCCGCACAGACAUAGCAAAAUAGAAUAGGGUUUCCAGGUUUCAAAAGCCAAGGCUGUAUUGAGGUGAUGUUGCUUUAAAGUGUAAUUUAUUAAUAUGCUCAGUCAAAGUGGCUCUAAUUUUGGGGGCUGAUUUUUAAAAAGUGAUCUCCAGGCAGGGCUGUGUUGUCUCUUCACAUCAUUUGUUACUUAUUCUUGUAAGAUAUUUUAUAUAUAGCUUAAAUAAUGUAUUGUUACUUUUUAUGGUGUUACUUUUUUUAUGGAGUUACUUUUAAAGUCAUCCAUAUGCAUGUUUUGUCAAACAUUUUAGAAAGAUAAUUGUUUCAAUGUAACAUCCUUAUUAAAAUCUUCACUGCAGUUAUCCCUAUAAUGACAGUGCCAGAAAUUUCUGUGCCACUCAUUCCGGUGACUUCUGGCAACUGUCUAGCCUUUUGGCAGGGGAGUAUAGCUGAACUCCCUGCUCGACUUGCUUUAUUUAGCGAGUCGUGAUGCCUGUAGCCACAUCCAUCAUGAUGAGUUGGUUUUUCAUGAUGCGAUGUUAAACAGUGUAUUGUGUUUUAUACUUUUAUAGGAAAACUCACAAAGACCACUGUGAAUAAUUAUUGUAUAGACAAUUUGAAAAAUUGUUGAACUUUAUCUUUCGGGAUUCAUAAAUAUGCACAUAUA
Molecule: messenger RNA, 4787 nt
Organism: Penaeus chinensis
Lineage: Eukaryota; Metazoa; Arthropoda; Malacostraca; Decapoda; Penaeidae
Product: F-box DNA helicase 1-like
Exons: 15
Coding region: 195-3029 (944 amino acids)
Biological process (GO): replication fork processing; double-strand break repair via homologous recombination
Cellular component (GO): nucleus
Molecular function (GO): ATP binding; DNA binding; 3'-5' DNA helicase activity
Source: RefSeq, a predicted model, not a curated record